CGUUUACACGGUAGCUUUAGCCCUGCUAGCGAGAAAAACGCCAUCUUAAGUUGACGGGGGGUUUAAACGGAGUGAAAACAGGGAGACAGGCACUGAGGAGGUGAACCUGUUAUUUUUUUUAUGAUUAAAAUUAUCUGAGUCACCCGGACUAGUGUUAGUCAUGGUUUGAAGGCCUGAAUAAACGCAAAAGGAAAAAGGGCGAGAAAGUGAGGAAAUCAGCAAGAUACUAGCUACCCAUUUAGCUACCUAGCGAACAGGCAAGGGGGAGGGCCGGGGUAGUUGAGGAUUUUUUUUUUUUUUCGGGUGAAGCUGAAGUUUUUGUUUAUGUUAUUCCACGCGGAGAUGUCUUCUUCAAAUGCAGAGUUACAAGACCCAGAUCUGGGUAUGGGGGCCAGUGGGACCCAAACAAGUGGUGGGGCUGUUGUACCAAAAGGGAGCAACAAAAGACGAGCUGCGCCAGACUUUGAUGAUGUUGAUGGAGACAAGAUAAGCAGGUUUGACGAUGACACAGGAGGCUCCAGCAAUGAUAAAGAGCGCUUUGCCAGGUUAACUGAAGGGUCUUUCUCUUUCGGCACUUGCUCUCUUUUAUCACACAAACUGGCCUUGGAAGACCAAACUCUUUUGCUUUCUCACGUUCAUUUUUUAAAUUUCUUUUUAGAUCAUUGACUUCACAUUAUUGUUUGAUACGUUCAUUACACGUUUCACCUUCUUGCACUCCCACUUCUUCUUCCUGAUUGGCAUCUUUACAUUGCGACAUAAACUCUAAACUAUACUCGUUGUCCACCCGCCCAUCUGUUUCCCCCUUCUCGAUCCCUCCUCUCCACCUCUGUCUCAUUCAUUUCCUCACUCCAGGGAGAACCACAGUGAGAUUGAAAGGCGGAGGCGUAAUAAGAUGACUGCUUACAUCACAGAAUUAUCUGACAUGGUACCCACCUGCAGUGCACUAGCGCGGAAACCAGACAAACUAACCAUCCUGCGAAUGGCAGUUUCUCAUAUGAAGUCACUUAGAGGAAGCGGCAAUACCAAUGCAGAUGGGUCGUACAAACCUUCAUUUCUCACCGACCAGGAGCUUAAGCAUCUUAUUCUGGAGGCUGCUGAUGGCUUCCUGUUUGUGGUGUCAUGCGAGACGGGGCGCAUUGUUUAUGUCUCUGACUCCCUGACCCCAGUCCUCAACCAGUCACAGUCUGACUGGCUCGGAUCCUCCCUGUAUGAUCAGCUCCACCCAGACGACAAAGACAAGCUUCAGGAGCAGCUCUCCACUGCAGAGAAUAACAACACAGGGAGGAUGUUGGACUUAAAGACAGGAACAGUGAAGAAGGAAAGUCAGCAGUCAUCAGCGAGGAUGAGUAUGGGAGCUCGUCGAUCAUUCAUCUGCAGAAUGAGGUGUGGCACGUGUCCAGUGGAACCAAUGUCAAUGAACAGACUGCAGUUUCUUAGGAACAGAAACAGAAAUGGUUUGGGUGCAGCCAAGGAAGGGGAACCACAGUAUGUAGUGGUGCACUGCACAGGAUACAUCAAGUCCUGGCCCCCUGCAGGAGUAUCAUUAACAGAUGAUGAAGCAGACAAUACUCAGGGGAGUCGCUACUGUCUAGUUGCUAUUGGGAGAUUGCAGGUUACUUGUUGUCCUGGUGACACAGAUGUGAACAGUAUCAGUGUUCCUGUGGAGUUCAUCUCCCGACACAACUGUCAGGGCAUGUUCACUUUUGUAGAUCAUCGCUGCUUGCCCGCUGUUGGAUAUCAACCCCAGGAUUUAUUGGGGAAGAGUAUCCUAGACUUCGCCCACCCUGAAGACCAGGGCUUACUAAGAGACAGCUUUCAACAGGUGGUUAAGCUGAAGGGUCAGGUUCUGUCAGUGAUGUUUCGAUUCCGCACCAAGUCGAGAGAAUUUAUCUGGAUGCGAACCAGCUCCUUCACUUUCCAGAACCCGUUCUCGGAGGAGAUCGAGUACAUCAUCUGCACCAAUGUCAAUGUCAAUAGAAACUCAGCUCAGGACCCCCUCACUCCCAUCUCCUCCCCUGGGGCUUCGAUGCCCCCUUCCCUGGGUCAGAGCAGCCCAAGUGGUCCUCCUGUAGUGCUCAGUCCGGGCCAGAUGGCCACCAGACAGCUACAACAACAGCAGGCUGACCUGGAAGGACGAGAUGGUCCAUAUGAACCAGGAUCAAUGACCCACCCACAGAUGCAGGUGCAGCCAGUCACUGCAGCAGGGCCAGACCACAGCAAGAGCAUUGAGAAACCAGAACUCUACCCUUCGCUUUUCCAAGGGCAAGAUCAGACCAAAGGCCUUCCUUCCUCCACCCCUACUCCAUCCACCCAGAUCUACGCCCCAAACAACAACUUUGCUGCUGGUCGUUCCAGCGAUGCAUACAGACCAGUCAAUAUGAAUCCACAGAUACCGCAGCCCACCCACUCAGCCUCAGCAGGACAGAUCUUGGCUCAGAUUUCUCGUCAGAACGUAGCCCCACAGCAAGUUAACCAAUCCAGUACGACAAGCCCCCUCCAUGGAGGCCCAACAGGCGGGUGGCCUGGGGCUGGACCUGCAGCCAGACCGCAAUUUAAUAACCAGCAGGUGGCUCCCCAGGCGGCAAAGACCAUGUCGCCACAAUUUACUCCCAUGGGAGGGUUUGUAGGCGGCCCUACCAACACUUUUGGCCAGAUGCCAACAGGUGCUGCUCCCAUGCCUACAGGUGCUGCUCCCACUGUCACCAGCGGCACAAACUACUCGCAAAUGAAUGCUCGUGCAAGCCUCAACAACAACGGUUUUGAUGGCUCUCAGUCUGGGGCACAGUUCCCUCCUCGAGCAGCAGAGGCAGUGUGGCCCCAGUGGCAAGGCCAGCAGCAUUCACAGAGUAAUUCAGAGCAGGGCAACCAGCAAGACAUCUUUCCUGAUGUGUUGUCUAUGUUGGACCAGCCUGCCAACUUCAGCAACGAGGACUUUGAGAUUCCUAUGUACACGCCAUUUAACGAGUGACCUGGAAAUACUUCUGUCGUCUUGCCUAAAUCACGGUUUCUUAUAUUUAGCUCUUCUCCUCGUCUGUUCUUUCUGCUCUUCCCCUUCUUUGCAUGGCUUCAACUGCACAGCUACAAGACAGUUAAGGAUGGAGGGAUAAAGUUGAAUGCAGGGGAAUGGGAGAAAAAUCAAGAAUUUGCUACUGACUAAAAGAUUAUUUUAACAAUAUACCGCCAUUGUAAGAGAAUUUUCUAGCUAGCACUGCCCAAAGCUCAACAACCCAUGUUGUAGAUAUGUGAUAUACAGUAUAUAUGUUCAUAUAUAUAUAUAUAUAUAUAUAUAUAAAUAUAAAAACGCACAAUCCCACAACCACACUUGAAUAGACUGCACAAAACACCCUCCUAACUCUGGUAAAUGGAAAUGAAAACGGAAGUAAACACACACUUGCACACAAAGGCCUUUUAUUCUAAUAUAUUCAUGUUUUUCUCAGGCAUUUUUUAAGAGUGUGUUUUGCUGUUUUAGCCUUUGGCGUGUAGACUAAUCACUCCAGUCACUGAUUUAAACUCUUGGGAAAUUGCAGGGAUAUACAGCUUUGAUGAUUUUAUUAAUUUUUUUUUCUCCUUUCUUUCUCAAUUCUCAGCUGUUGCACGCUAACCACACUCUGUUUCCUAUCCACAGCAUGUCUCUGCAUGACUGAACUGUCCAUAGCACAGAUUUUUAUCAAGUAGUUUUCCAUGUACAAAGGUGGCCUCCCCUGUGAAUUCAUUUGUUUUCCCCCUUUUUGUGAAACAUGCAAGCAUUUUUUUUGUGAUGUACUUCAACACACCUUAAAAUGACUUAUAUACAUUUUCUUUUCUAUAAGGUGUCCAUUUGAAAUGUAAACAAUCUAUUUUUUGUUGCAUACAUAGACAUAAAUACAAUAUACAUGUGUUAAUGUUUGUAAAAUGGAUGCAUACAGUAUCAUAAUCAACUCAAGCUUAUUGGGUUUCUGCCUUGCUUAAUUUGCUUCUUUCUGCUACCCUGAUUACCCUUUAAUUACAGGCUUUUGUACGUAUUUUAUAAGAGAAAUAUUAAAUAAAAAAAUCACACAGCAAUAAUUAACAAGCAGGAAUUGUGUAAUUUUCAAGCCAUUCUUUAUCAUUGUUAUAAAUGUUUCCUUUAAAUGUUUUGAAAUGGAGACGUGUGAUUUUUAAUUGAAAUGUCUCCAAAGUAUUAUAUUGUUUGAACUCUUGAUCUAUCCAUUAACCGUUCUCUGUCUGGUAUUUUACUAAUGGUUUAAUCAGGGUAUUCAGGAUUAAAAUGGAAUCAACAGAGACAAAACUGGUAUGAUAUUCAGUGAGAAUGUCCAUGUAUGUGUGUUUUUUUUUUAACAGUGUUUUGUCCUGUCCUGUUGUUUGUUAGACUUGGACUGAGUCUGUUUUUUGGCGAUUUUGCAUUCUAGCAGAAUGUCUCGCAAUGAACGGCUGUGCUUCUAAGAUGAUUUAAGUUUUAAGAUGUGGAGUUUAAAGUUGACCCCUGGUGUUAUCUUCUCUUUUCUGUGUGUAGCAUACACACAUUCAUGAUAACAGAUUAUGUCAAUGUAUGUAAACUCAUGUAGAUAACGCCCAGGCUUCAUCUUCCAGAGGAUGCUAUGCUGUUGGUGACUGUGUUGUCUUCGUUAUUGAUGAAAAUCUCAUUGGUUACUCUGUAUCCAGUUUUGUUUCUUUCUUUUUCUUCCCUCACUCAUAGAAACACACAUAUAUAAAUAUACUGUAGAGGUAUAUGAAAUUUUAAAUGAGAGAGAAUAUGUUUUG
Messenger RNA from Haplochromis burtoni (Burton's mouthbrooder), 4740 nucleotides. It is a transcript of the gene arnt, whose product is annotated as aryl hydrocarbon receptor nuclear translocator. Gene Ontology annotation, molecular function: protein dimerization activity; RNA polymerase II cis-regulatory region sequence-specific DNA binding; DNA-binding transcription factor activity, RNA polymerase II-specific. Gene Ontology annotation, cellular component: aryl hydrocarbon receptor complex; cytoplasm; transcription regulator complex. The record is from RefSeq and is a predicted model, not a curated record. Lineage: Eukaryota; Metazoa; Chordata; Actinopteri; Cichliformes; Cichlidae. The coding region runs from base 893 to 2968 and encodes 691 amino acids. Gene Ontology annotation, biological process: regulation of transcription by RNA polymerase II. The transcript is spliced from 20 exons.